GACCACAAAGCACUGCAUCUUGCAUGCUUUUGAACAAGGAGUACCAAUUUAGCUAAGCCAAAAUAAAAAAGGAAUAUUUGGACCAUAGAUUUGUCAACAGUAGACCAGUGGGAGAUUUAGGACAAGAAAUGCACUACUUUCAAUAAACAAGUCCUAAGUGAACAGACAAUGUUUUGAAAUUGAUGAUUUGCAAAACUAUAUGAGGAAGUAGCCAAAAAGCAGCGUGAGUGGAGGAUGAGAUCUGGAGCUUUGGGGAAAACCGAUACUUGAAGUCGUGGAAGAGAAAAAGAGAGAUCCAAAAAUAUCUUUGAAAGCCUCUAAAACCUGUAAGUGCUGAGGGGGCAUACUUCACAUUCCACAAAAAGCAUCCAGAGCCCUGAAAACUUGCUGAGAGUUCACACAAGAGACAACCAUUAAAUCAAGAUGGGUACAAACAAGGAGCCAAGUGCUGAGCAGUCAACUCCACAGAUUGAAGAGGAGAUGGAACAGUCCCCUGAGCAGAACGGUCCAGUUGAGAAUGAACCACAGCAACCAGAGGAUGGUAAGCUACUCAACACUUACAAGUGGCACACCGGGGCCAAGACUGAGACAGUUGCACAGGGGACUAUUGAGAGACUAGAGAAGGGAGCUUCCAACAAAUGGAGUAAAAUGCAGAGUUGGCGCAAAGCUCUGAGUGAAGAAGCUGGGGAAAAGAGCUCGACUGCACAUCGAGGGGCCGAAAGCCCCUCAAAACCAGACAAGCCUACAACUUCAAGGAAAAAUCCUUUCCGCAGAGCUCUUUCUGAGCCACCAGGGUCCCUCCUGUCUUCGGUCUUGCCCUCUCCUUCAGCAUCAGGGUCCACUGUCCAGGACACGACACAGAAGGGUAAAAUAAGAAAGUAUCUACAAACAGUUUCACAGAAGUUCAAGAGGCCUCGUCUGCAGAGUACCCCCAUUGUAGAGCAAGGAGACAAAGACAAGUGCGAGUCUGAGGUCCAAGAGCCUGUUCGGCUCCCCUGGGCCCCCCAACAAGACGUUCCCGUUUGGGAUAUUAGCAACUGUUUUCUACAAGAUGGACAGAUCCUUAUUCCACGUGAGGAAGAGCCUAUGAUGCGGGUACAGAACCGGGCCAGCAGUUGUAUCUCGAGCCUUAGUCUUCAGAACAUCAGUGGAAGUCACCCUGAGUUAAACCCAGAUCCUGUUGUCACGUCAAGUGGUAGCAAAAUAAAAGGGCAAGAUGGCGGUGUCAAAAACUUAAUCAAGCGCCGCUUACAGGGUGAGGAUAGACGAAAAAGCAACACACAGCUUAAUACUGCAGGACUAAGUAAUGCUGGAAGGUAUGGUUCCAAGGAAUCUUUAUCCAUUCCUGUCAGUGCUGCAAAAAGCCUGGAUCUUAGUGCAGACCAGACCACUGUCAUCAGGCCAGUCCAUAGCUCUAUUCUAGGCGAGAAGUACUGUUUUCAGGUCAUAAACUCAGAGAAUAACCACUGUUUUGGGUGCAGUUCAGCUGCAGAAAGAGACCGCUGGAUUGAAGACUUGCGUCGUACUGCUCAUCCAAACAAGGACAACUGUGAGCGCACAGAGAAUUCACUGAGCCUUUGGGUUAAUGAAGCAAAAGACCUUCUGCCGAAGAAGCGGUAUUACUGUGAGCUCCAUCUGGAUAGGACACUGUUUGCUCGCACCAGUAGCCGGGCUGUGGAGAAGUCCACCCAACGCUCCAGCCAAGCAGGUGAUGGAGGAUCUGCAGCAACUGGUGCAGGCCAUGGUGGUGGUGCUGGGGGUGGUUGCCAGCUAUUCUGGGGUGAGUUUUUUGAGCUUGACAACUUGCCCCCUGUCACCCAGAUCACCCUGCACCUCUUUAGAGAUGAGGACUCCAAGAAGAAGCGCCAUUCCAGGGAUGACACCAUAACACAUCCUUUGGGAAGUGUUGCUCUUACUCUGGCAGACAUAAAAGGACGGGCCUAUCAGGAGAAGUGGUAUCCCAUCAUUCCCUAUAAGUCCCCAGGAGCAAGUACAGUGAAGGACCAAGUUGGUUCACAGGCUUUACUUCGUGUCAAGGCCAGAUUCCAGAACUUAAAAGUUCUGCCUAUCGAGAGGUACAAGGAAUUUGCAGAGUAUGUCACAGUGGACUAUGUGGGUAUGUGCAGCAGCCUGGAACCACUCCUUAAUGUACGUGAGAAAGAAGAACUAGCAGGGGCACUUGUUCAUGUGCUUCAGAGCAUUGGGAAAGCCAAGGAGUUCUUAAUUGAUCUCGGCAGUGCAGAAGUUCAGCGCUUGGGAGAAAAUGAGGCUUUGAUUUUCAGAGCGAAUACAUUGGCCACAAAGGCUAUUGAUGAAUACAUGAAAUUAGUGGGCCAGAAGUAUCUCAUUGACACACUUGGGGACUUUAUAGCCAGACUGUACAGUGGAACAGAGAGCUGUGAGGUAGACCCACUGAAAUGUUCUGCCUCUGAUCUACCAAUCAACCAGAGGCAUCUAAAAGAGACAUGUGGGGAGGUUGUAAAGAGAAUCACUGAUAUGCAAGAUUCAUUCCCUGCUGAGCUGAAUGAGAUUUUUUCCAGUUGGGUAACAAAUUGUGAAGAACGAGGUCAGACAGAUAUCGGACACCGUCUCAUAUCAGCAUCACUGUUUCUUCGAUUCCUAUGCCCAGCCAUUCUCAGUCCAUCACUCUUCGGCCUCACCCAACCCUAUCCAGAGCCAAACACCCUUCGCACACUCACUUUGACAGCCAAGGUCAUUCAGAACCUUGCAAACUUCACCUUGUUUGGCGAAAAGGAAGAGUACAUGCUCUUUAUGAAUGAGUUUCUAGAACAACACUGGGACACAAUGCGAGAAUACUUACAGAGGGUAUCUGAUCCAGAGAGUGAAAUGGUCAUGGCUCGAUUUGAUGGCUAUGUAGACCUGCCCCUUCGUCUAGCAGUCCUUCAAAAUCUACUGGUUGAUAUUAUCUCUGCAAUGAAACAGGACACAAUAGACAACUUGCAUCCAUUGCCUUCAAUCCUGAACCAGAUCACAGAAUUCCUGGGCCCAGAUGCUCAACGGAUCCCAGUUAGCAGCAUUCAUGGAACAUCAAAGCCAAUGUAUAUCCCACCAAGAGACCUGCCCAAGUACAGUCCCUUACAUAACUCUAUGCAGCAGCUUCCGAUAGACUCAAAGCCAGGCCUUGGCGUCAAAGAGCGUCAGCGGAAGCAGGUGCAGCGUGCUUUCAGUGUCCCCAACAGACCAGCACGGCAUCAGCGUCAACUAGUAAAGAGGCAGGCAAGCAAUGAAGAGCUCCCUACACAGUCCCAGGACUACAACCAGGAUCAAGGAACUGAUCAGCAAUUGUCAAUUUCAUUACCUUGGAAUAGCAUAAAACACAAAACUCCGCCAGCACCAGUACCCUGGAUUGUAAACAACAACAAGGAGCCAUAUCAAAUGACAGGAAAAGAACAAGAGCAGACAAACUUAUUUGACAGGCAUGCACAAGAGUUGGCUGAGUUGCGUUUAGGUGUGGAGCAGGUUACUGAGCGCGAAUUGGAGAUGGCCAAGCGGUUAGAAGAUUUUAUAGUUCAGAGUCAGGAUCAGAAUGCACAGCUACAAGCAGAGGUCCAGGAACUCCGUAAUCUGUUAGUCAUUCGAGAGGAACAGCUGGCAAGUGCAACUUUCAGACUGGGCGUCAUUGAAGAGGAGAGGGAGGAAGAUGAAAGAAAGUUGAAUGUCGCUGUGGCUGCAGUAGAACGUAUGAAUGUUUUGGAGGAGCAGUUUGCUGGAUUGCUGAAAGACAUGCACCAAUUCAAUGCAGUUAGUGCAGAUGGCAUAAGAAAGGCUUACAUUAACACCUGAUGCAAGACAAAGUAUACUGAGGGUGGUGCUAAUUGCUGCCAUAUUCAUUGCUUUCAGCUUUUCGAUCAUUGGUAACACUGUACCUAGCUAUCAACAAAAAACAUAGGACUACAAUUGUUUGAGUAAUUAAUUUGAUCUAAGCCUCAAGUUUAACAUUAAAUACAAAUCUGCAUAAGAUUUAGUUGUUCUUUUAUAGACAUGCAUAAGAAUUUUUGUAACUGUGUUUUGUACUUUUUUUGUAUUUUCUCAAUUAAAAUGUGUUGUUUACACAA
This is a messenger RNA of Xyrauchen texanus (razorback sucker), 4076 nucleotides long. RefSeq names its product RAS protein activator like 3 (gene rasal3). Bases 424 to 3804 code for a protein of 1126 amino acids. Lineage: Eukaryota; Metazoa; Chordata; Actinopteri; Cypriniformes; Catostomidae. The transcript is spliced from 18 exons. Gene Ontology annotation, biological process: regulation of GTPase activity. The record is from RefSeq and is a predicted model, not a curated record.